Molecule: messenger RNA, 8309 nt
Organism: Ornithorhynchus anatinus (platypus)
Lineage: Eukaryota; Metazoa; Chordata; Mammalia; Monotremata; Ornithorhynchidae
Exons: 6
Coding region: 149-7918 (2589 amino acids)
Biological process (GO): negative regulation of transcription by RNA polymerase II
Molecular function (GO): DNA-binding transcription repressor activity, RNA polymerase II-specific
Source: RefSeq, a predicted model, not a curated record
CUACCCUAAGCGCUGGGAACGGACAAUUCGGCAACAGAGACCCUCCUCGCCCCCCAACGAGCUCAUAUUAUAUAUAUGGUUUGAGAAGGUGUUAGCAGAGUCACUGGAGAGCGCUUUGCAUCCCUUGAUCCAGGUUUUGGAGACACAGAUGGAAUGUCCAAGGAUGAAUCUGGGGGAGGACGUCCCCCAAGGACACAGACGUGUCUCACCGGGGAGCGGCUCUGUACCGAAAAGUGCCCCCCCACUCAACAAGACCCUCGAACAACUUCAGGAGCCCUCACCUCCUGUGGCUGAGAACAGAAAGACUCCAAGAGGAGCAGAUCCCGGGGUUGCCAGAGCACUUUUGAACCCUCCUGCCCGGCCCGGAGACAUGGGAACCCGGGGGCGGAUGAAGCACUUGAAAGGAGGCGAGGCGGUAGCUCUGCCGGAGGAUGCGACCCAAAUUAAGCAGGAGAAAGUUUUGGAUGUUCUCUGGAUUCCUGGCCUGCCUCAUCGGGGGAGCAAGAAUGACUUAGGGGAAGCAUCCUCCCUUCUUCCAGAUGGGUCUCAGCCGGUGCUGUUUGAAGAUGUAGCUGUGUCUUUUUCCCGGGAGGAGUGGGAGUGUUUGGAUCCCUCUCAGAAGGUCCUCUACCAGGACGUCAUGGGGGAAAACUACAGGAAUGUGGUGCUUCUGGGAAUUCCAUGUCCUGAAGUGGAUCUGAAGACCUGGAUAGAGUUCAGUGAAGAGCCAGGUGGCCCCAACCUCCCCACGGUCGAGGAAGGGGAGAAUGCGAGAACAGCCCCAACAGGAAAUCCAAGGGAGAGUCGUGACAAAAUUCCUCAGGGUGAGGAAUCUGUAGGGAUGCCCUCCAAACAGUGCCAAGGAGAGGCACCUGCUCAAGACCACCCCGGGGGAAUCCGGGAGGAUGAGCCAGACCCGAGCAGGAAGAAGUCGGGCCUUCCUUCCUUCCUUGAAAGCCCUCGGGGAGACACGUCGGGGCAUGGAGGCGAAACGAGGAUCCACCGGAGGGUCUGCCUCGACAGUCAGCAGAAAGACCCCCAGGGAGGGAGCCCCCGCAAGUAUGGAGAGAGUGGGAAAGGCUUCAGCCAGAAAUCAGACCUCCACCUCCACCUGAGGAACCACAAGAGAGAAAAGCCCUUCAAAUGCCCCAAACCUGGGAAAGGCUUCAGUCGGAGCGCAAAGCUUCCUAAACGUCAGCUCACCCGCUCGGAAGAGAAGCCUUUUCCCCACGAUUCUGGCAAAAGUUGCUCUCAGAAACCCAAACUCAUCCUCCACCAAGGGACUCACGCGGGAGAGAAAUCGUACAGGGGUGAAUGCAGAAGCAGCUUCCAUCAGAAAUCAAACCUCACCCUGCAGGGAAGGCCUCACGUGGCAGAGAAACUCUACAAGUGCCCCAGGUGUGGAAAAGGAUUCAGUCAGAGCUGCAACCUGUCCAUGCACCAGAGAAUCCACAAAGGAGAGCGGUCCUAUCCAUGUCACUGUGGGAAAAGCUUCAACCAGAAAUUAAAGCUAAUCCAACACCAGAGGAUUCACACAGGAGAGAGACGGUACAAAUGCCCUGACUGUGGCAGGGUCUUCUGUCGAAAAUCCAAACUUGUUCAGCACCAGAGGAAGCAUACGGAAGAGAAGCCCUGCAAGAGAAGACCUGAGUGCAGAAAGGGAUUUAAAGAGGAAGGUAACCUGGUUCAGCACCGGAGGACUCACGUGGGAGAGAAACCUAACAAACGCCCCAGGUGUGGGAGAGACUUCAGCCAUAACUCCAACUCCUCCAAACAUCAGUGUGACCACACUGGAGAGAAACCUCACAAAUGCCCCAGGUGUGGGGAAGGUUUCAGCCAGACCUCCAACCUCUCCGAACAUCAGUGCAUCAACACUGGAGAGAAACCUUACAAAUGUCCCAGCUGUGGGAAAGCCUUCAGUUACGGCUCCAACCUCUCUAAACAUCAGUGCAUCCACACUGGAGAGAAACCUUACAAAUGCCCCAGGUGUGGGAAAGACUUCAGCCAUAAUUCCGACCUCUCCAAACAUCAGUGUGCCCACAGUGGAGAGAAACGUCACAAAUGCCCCAGGUUUGGAGAAGGCUUUAGCCAGACCUCCAACCUCUCCAAGCAUCAAUGCAUCGACACUGGAGAGAAACCUUUCAAAUGUCCCAGGUGUGGAGAAGCCUUCAGUUGCGGCUCCAACCUCUCCGAACAUCAGUGCGUCGACCCUGGAGAGAAACCUUACAAAUGUCCCAGCUGCGGGGAAGGCUUCAGCCAUAACUCCGACCUCUCCAAACAUCAGUGUGCCCACAUUGGAGAGAAACCUCACAAAUGCCCCACGUGUGGGAAAGGUUUCAGCGAGACCUUCAAACUCUCCACACAUCAGUGCGUCCACACUGGAGAGAAACCUUAUAAAUGUCACAGGUGUGGGGAAGGCUUCAGCUGUAGCUCCAACCUCUCCAAGCAUCAAUGCAUCCACACUGGAGGGAAACCUUAUAAAUGUCCCAGGUGCGGGGAAGGUUUCAGCCACAGCUCCAACCUCUCCAAACAUCAGUGCAGCGACACUGGAGAGAAAUCUUACAAAUGUCCCAGGUGUGGGGAAGCCUUCAGUUGCGGCUCCAACCUCUCCGAACAUCAGUGCGUCGACCCUGGAGAGAAGCCUUACAAAUGUCCCAGCUGCGGGGAAGGCUUCAGCCACAACUCCAACCUCUCCAAACAUCAGUGCAGCGACACUGGAGAGAAACCUUACAAAUGUCCCAGGUGUGGGGAAGCCUUCAGUUGCGGCUCCAACCUCUCCGAACACCAGUGCAUGGACACUGGAGAGAAACCUUACAAAUGUCCCAGGUGUGGGGAAGGCUUCGGCCAUAAUUCCGACCUCUCCAAACACCAGUGCGUCCACACUGGAGAGAAACCUUUCAAAUGUCCCAGGUGUGGGGAAGCCUUCGGUUGCGGCUCCAACCUCUCCGAACAUCAGUGCGUCGACCCUGGAGAGAAACCUUACAAAUGUCCCAGCUGCGGGGAAGGCUUCAGCCAUAACUCCAACCUCUCCAAACAUCAGUGCAGCGACACUGGAGAGAAAUCUUACAAAUGUCCCAGGUGGGGGGAAGCCUUCAGUUGCGGCUCCAACCUCUCCGAACACCAGUGCAUGGACACUGGAGAAAAACCUUACAAAUGUCCCAGGUGUGGGGAAGGCUUCGGCCAUAAUUCCGACCUCUCCAAACACCAGUGCGUCCACAGUGGAGAGAAACGUCACAAAUGCCCCAGGUUUGGAGAAGGCUUUAGCCAGACCUCCAACCUCUCCAAGCAUCAAUGCAUCGACACUGGAGAGAAACCUUUCAAAUGUCCCAGGUGUGGAGAAGCCUUCAGUUGCGGCUCCAACCUCUCCGAACAUCAGUGCGUCGACCCUGGAGAGAAACCUUACAAAUGUCCCAGCUGCGGGGAAGGCUUCAGCCAUAACUCCGACCUCUCCAAACAUCAGUGUGCCCACAUUGGAGAGGAACCUCACAAAUGCCCCACGUGUGGGAAAGGUUUCAGCGAGACCUUCAAACUCUCCACACAUCAGUGCGUCCACACUGGAGAGAAACCUUAUAAAUGUCACAGGUGUGGGGAAGGCUUCAGCUGUAGCUCCAACCUCUCCAAGCAUCAAUGCAUCCACACUGGAGGGAAACCUUAUAAAUGUCCCAGGUGCGGGGAAGGUUUCAGCCACAGCUCCAACCUCUCCAAACAUCAGUGCAGCGACACUGGAGAGAAAUCUUACAAAUGUCCCAGGUGUGGGGAAGGCUUCAGUUGCGGCUCCAACCUCUCCGAACAUCAGUGCGUCGACCCUGGAGAGAAGCCUUACAAAUGUCCCAGCUGCGGGGAAGGCUUCGGCCAUAACUCCAACCUCUCCAAACAUCAGUGCAGCGACACUGGAGAGAAACCUUACAAAUGUCCCAGGUGUGGGGAAGCCUUCAGUUGCGGCUCCAACCUCUCCGAACAUCAGUGUGUCGACCCUGGAGAGAAGCCUUACAAAUGUCCCAGCUGCGGGGAAGGCUUCAGCCAUAACUCCAACCUCUCCAAACAUCAGUGUGCCCACAAUGGAGAGAAACCUCACAAAUGCCCCACGUGUGGGAAAGGUUUCAGCCAGACCUCCAAACUCUCCACACAUCAGUGCGUCCACACUGGAGAGAAACCUUACAAAUGUCACAGGUGUGGGGAAGGCUUCAGCUGUAGCUCCAACCUCUCCAAGCAUCAAUGCAUCCACACUGGAGGGAAACCUUACAAAUGUCCCAGGGGCGGGGAAGUUUUCAGCCACAGCUCCAACCUCUCCAAACAUCAGUGCAGCGACACUGGAGAGAAAUCUUACAAAUGUCCCAGGUGUGGGGAAGGCUUCGGUUGCGGCUCCAACCUCUCCGAACAUCAGUGCGUCGACCCUGGAGAGAAGCCUUACAAAUGUCCCAGCUGCGGGGAAGGCUUCAGCCAUAACUCCAACCUCUCCAAACAUCAGUGCAGCGACACUGGAGAGAAAUCUUACAAAUGUCCCAGGUGCGGGGAAGCCUUCAGUUGCGGCUCCAACCUCUCCGAACACCAGUGCAUGGACACUGGAGAGAAACCUUACAAAUGUCCCAGGUGUGGGGAAGGCUUCGGCCAUAAUUCCGACCUCUCCAAACACCAGUGCGUCCACACUGGAGAGAAACCUUUCAAAUGUCCCAGGUGUGGGGAAGCCUUCGGUUGCGGCUCCAACCUCUCCGAACAUCAGUGCGUCGACCCUGGAGAGAAACCUUACAAAUGUCCCAGCUGCGGGGAAGGCUUCAGCCAUAACUCCAACCUCUCCAAACAUCAGUGCAGCGACACUGGAGAGAAAUCUUACAAAUGUCCCAGGUGCGGGGAAGCCUUCAGUUGCGGCUCCAACCUCUCCGAACACCAGUGCAUGGACACUGGAGAAAAACCUUACAAAUGUCCCAGGUGUGGGGAAGGCUUCGGCCAUAAUUCCGACCUCUCCAAACACCAGUGCGUCCACAGUGGAGAGAAACGUCACAAAUGCCCCAGGUUUGGAGAAGGCUUUAGCCAGACCUCCAACCUCUCCAAGCAUCAAUGCAUCGACACUGGAGAGAAACCUUUCAAAUGUCCCAGGUGUGGAGAAGCCUUCAGUUGCGGCUCCAACCUCUCCGAACAUCAGUGCGUCGACCCUGGAGAGAAACCUUACAAAUGUCCCAGCUGCGGGGAAGGCUUCAGCCAUAACUCCGACCUCUCCAAACAUCAGUGUGCCCACAUUGGAGAGGAACCUCACAAAUGCCCCACGUGUGGGAAAGGUUUCAGCAAGACCUCCAAACUCUCCACACAUCAGUGCGUCCACACUGGAGAGAAACCUUAUAAAUGUCACAGGUGUGGGGAAGGCUUCAGUUGUAGCUCCAACCUCUCCAAGCAUCAAUGCAUCCACACUGCAGGGAAACCUUAUAAAUGUCCCAGGUGCGGGGAAGGUUUCAGCCACAGCUCCAACCUCUCCAAACAUCAGUGCAGCGACACUGGAGAGAAAUCUUACAAAUGUCCCAGGUGUGGGGAAGCCUUCAGUUGCGGCUCCAACCUCUCCGAACAUCAGUGCGUCGACCCUGGAGAGAAGCCUUACAAAUGUCCCAGCUGCGGGGAAGGCUUCGGCCAUAACUCCAACCUCUCCAAACAUCAGUGCAGCGACACUGGAGAGAAACCUUACAAAUGUCCCAGGUGUGGGGAAGCCUUCAGUUGCGGCUCCAACCUCUCCGAACAUCAGUGUGUCGACCCUGGAGAGAAGCCUUACAAAUGUCCCAGCUGCGGGGAAGGCUUCAGCCAUAACUCCAACCUCUCCAAACAUCAGUGUGCCCACAAUGGAGAGAAACCUCACAAAUGCCCCACGUGUGGGAAAGGUUUCAGCCAGACCUCCAAACUCUCCACACAUCAGUGCGUCCACACUGGAGAGAAACCUUACAAAUGUCACAGGUGUGGGGAAGGCUUCAGCUGUAGCUCCAACCUCUCCAAGCAUCAAUGCAUCCACACUGGAGGGAAACCUUACAAAUGUCCCAGGGGCGGGGAAGGUUUCAGCCACAGCUCCAACCUCUCCAAACAUCAGUGCAGCGACACUGGAGAGAAAUCUUACAAAUGUCCCAGGUGUGGGGAAGGCUUCGGUUGCGGCUCCAACCUCUCCGAACAUCAGUGCGUCGACCCUGGAGAGAAACCUUACAAAUGUCCCAGCUGCGGGGAAGGCUUCAGCCAUAACUCCAACCUCUCCAAACAUCAGUGCAGCGACACUGGAGAGAAAUCUUACAAAUGUCCCAGGUGGGGGGAAGCCUUCAGUUGCGGCUCCAACCUCUCCGAACACCAGUGCAUGGACACUGGAGAAAAACCUUACAAAUGUCCCAGGUGUGGGGAAGGCUUCGGCCAUAAUUCCGACCUCUCCAAACACCAGUGCGUCCACACUGGAGAGAAACCUUUCAAAUGUCCCAGGUGUGGGGAAGCCUUCGGUUGCGGCUCCAACCUCUCCGAACAUCAGUGCGUCGACCCUGGAGAGAAACCUUACAAAUGUCCCAGCUGCGGGGAAGGCUUCAGCCAUAACUCCGACCUCUCCAAACAUCAGUGUGCCCACAUUGGAGAGAAACCUCACAAAUGCCCCAGGUGUGGGAAAGGUUUCAGCCAGACCUCCAAACUCUCCACACAUCAGUGCAUCCACACUGGAGAGAAACCUUACAAAUGUCACAGGUGUGGGGAAGGCUUCAGCUGUAGCUCCAACCUCUCCAAGCAUCAAUGCAUCCACACUGGAGGGAAACCUUACAAAUGUCCCAGGGGCGGGGAAGGUUUCAGCCACAGCUCCAACCUCUCCAAACAUCAGUGCAGCGACACUGGAGAGAAACCUUACAAAUGUCCCAGGUGUGGGGAAGCCUUCAGUUGCGGCUCCAACCUCUCCGAACAUCAGUGCGUCGACCCUGGAGAGAAACCUUACAAAUGUCCCAGCUGUGGGGAAGGCUUCAGCCAUAACUCCAGCCUCUCCAAACAUCAGUGUGCCCACAUUGGAGAGAAACCUCACAAAUGCCCCACGUGUGGGAAAGGUUUCAGCGAGACCUUCAAACUCUCCACACAUCAGUGCGUCCGCACUGGAGAGAAACCUUAUAAAUGUCACAGGUGUGGGGAAGGCUUCAGCUGUAGCUCCAACCUCUCCAAGCAUCAAUGCAUCCACACUGGAGGGAAACCUUAUAAAUGUCCCAGGUGUGGGGAAGGUUUCAGCCACAGCUCCAACCUCUCCAAACAUCAGUGCAUCGACACUGGGGAGAAACCUUACAAAUGUCCCACGUGUGGGGAAGGCUUCAGCCAGACUUCCAACCUCUCCGAACAUCAGUCCGUCGACACUGGCGAGAAACCUUACAAAUGCCCCAGGUGUGGGAAAGACUUCAGCCAUAAUUCCGACCUCUCCAAAUAUCAGUGUGCCCACAGUGGAGAGAAACGUCACAAAUGCCCCAGGUUUGGGGAAGGCUUUAGCCAGACCUCCAACCUCUCCAAGCAUCAAUGCAUCGACACUGGAGAGAAACCUUAUAAAUGUCCCAGCUGUGGGGAAGGUUUCAGCUAUAGCUCUGACCUCUCUAAGCAUCAGUGCGUCCGCACUGGAGAGAAACCUCACAAAUGCCCCAGGUGUGGGGAACAAUUCAGCCAUAGCUCUAACCUCUCCAAACAUCAGUGGGUCCACCAUGGAGAGAAACCUUACAAAUGCCCCAGGUGUGGGAAAGGUUUCAACCAGAGCUCCAACCUCUCCAAACAUCAGUGCGUCCACCAUGGAGAGAAACCUUACAAAUGCUCCAGGUGUGGGAAAGGUUUCAACCAGAGCUCCAACCUCUCCAAGCACCCGUGCAUCCAUACUGGAGAGAAUUUACAAAUCCCCCAAAUGCCAGAGCCCAAAUCUAACCCCCAGAGGAACCACACAGUGGAGGGACCCUGACGAUGCGUUGUCAGAAGGAUUUUAUGCGACUGACCUUUAGAGACACCAAAGGAUCCACACAGGAGAGGAAACCUAAUACCAGAAGGCUUUAUUUUUAGGGGAGGCAUUGUAUUCUCUCCGGAAUGAAGCUGAGACUCCUCUGAGUCCAUUUGGGCUAGGCCUCUUACUCCAAAAUAAUUCGAUGCCUAGACUUCUUGGGAAUGUGUCUUCGGUAACGAUUUGGGGGGUGGGAGGUAAUUGUCGGUGGCGAGAUAGAUGAGAUCGAGGUAUCGAGGUAUAGAGACGAGCUUUUGGGGCUGGUGGGGCGAUAGCAUCAGAGAGGAGAAAGGGUAAGACAGCCAAGUAUGGUUAAAAAAGAGGGAGGAGAGAGAGGUAGAGAAAUAGUGUGAGU